UGAAGCAGGAAGUCAGAGUGAACGAAGUUUCGUGAAGCAACGAAGUGUGUAUUUUCAAGGAACGCGUGAAAAAAAUUGCAUCUAGAAGCAUUUGAACUUCAUAUUUUCGAUUUCUUGUCCUGCAUUAUAGAUUUUUUAACAAAAUCCAUCCGCUAUAAUGUAGAGAAUGACGAUUUGGACGCUAGACGCUCAUGGCUGACAAGAAUGUGCAACGAAGCAGUUUCUUGUUUUAGGAGGUUUUACYCAGAUUUCGCUGUACGUGAAGCUUCUAACAGACUGCAUGUAGAAGACAGACGUACUUGCAUAUCUGGAAAUUAUUGAAAAUGGAUGAAGAGGAAAGGAAUUACUGCUCCUUGAUACUACUCCUUUCAAGGGUAGGGCUGCCAAAGUUACGAGAUUUCUUCAUAAAUGAAUGGAAUUCUGCUGGGGGAUUUGUUCCUUGGACAGAUUGCCUUCAGAAUGGUACAGAUUUGUUAACGAAGUUCACUCCACUUAAUUAUGAAAAACCCAAAGUCCAGUCAGGUGACACAACAACAUGGGAUUUGUCUCUUUUUGUCAAAGCUCUGUUGAAUUCCAGACCUCCAUUUGUGCCUACCACCAAGAAAGGUUUAGUUGCUGGAUUGAAAUGCUUGAAAAAAACAAGAAACAAACUUUGCCACUCACCGAAUGGAAAGAUUGAAAACUCAGAGUUUCACAAUCUUAAAAGCUCUGUGUGCAACUCAYUGAUGUUGAUUGGUGCUUCAUCAAAAGACUUUAAAAAAGUCAAAAAAGAUGUGCAGCUACCAUGGAAUGAAUUGAUUUCUCUGGUAAAACAAUGUGCAUCWCAAGACAAAGACAUCCUUCAAGGAAUUGAGACAAUAAUAAACAGACUUGAAAGGCUUCAAAAGGGGGUGGACGAGCUACAACAAGGCCAAAAACAAUCACAGCAAACACAAGAGGAGAUAUUACAAGAGAUUAAAAACCUCCAGAAGCCAUCAACAUCGGCACCCUCAACCCUGUCAUGUGAAGAUGUUAAGCUUUAUUCAGAAAGAUUAAAAUCAUCAACAAAAACUCAAACAGAAUUCCAACCCAAACUGUUGGUCAGCCAUUCUGUGCCAAGCACCAGAACAGAUGACAUAUUCACCAAUCUCAUGAUCCAACGUGAAUGGAAACCCUUGAAUAGAUCUAAAACUAGGCUCUCUAGAAGGGAUCAGCUGCAAGAGUACAACAAACCAAGUGCUAAACAGCUAAUUGAUAAAUGCCAAGACAUGUUCAUCAACCCACCAGACCAUGAUAAUCCCAAUCCAAAGUCCAUCCUUGUGAUUGGAAAACCAGGCAUCGGAAAGUCUCUGUUUUGUCAAAGGCUUUCUAGAGAUUGGGCUGAUGGUGUGUUAUUUGACAACAAUCCAGAUGCCUCAAGAGUGGCAGAUGAUUUUGACUUUGUGUUUCUAAUGACAUUUAGGCAGUUGAAUCUCUUUUGUGAAAAGCAGUUCAAUUUCUGUGAAGUCUUAAAUCACUGCUCUGUGGGAGAUGACCGUUCAAAAGUCAGUGAACCCUUGUUUGAGUACAUUAUUGAACAUCCAGAAAAGGUCUUGUUUAUCCUUGAUGGAUAUGACGAGUACUACGAUCGACCCAGCAUAUUUCAAUGCCCAUUUGAACAGAAGUAUGAAAACAACCCACGACUGAAGAUGCCUGUAGCUGCUUUGAUUUCCAAACUCUUGCAAAAGAAGAUAUUUAGCAGUGCUGUUGCUAUGGUUACAUCACGUCCAACUGAAGCUGAUGAGUUGGGGGGAAUUCACAUGGAAGCAGUAGUGGAAAUAGCAGGGUUUUCUGUUGAACAAGUUAAAGAAUUCAUUGAAAAGUACUUCAAGUCAAAGAAGGAAGAAGUGAAGAUUGCUGCAAGAGAUCACAUCAUGAACAAUGAAAACUUGCUAAGCAUUGCACACAUUCCUGUGCUUUGUCACCUGAUGUGCUUUUGUCUUGAAUGGUAUGUUACAGAAAUGAAUUGCCAUAGUCUAGCGUGUAUCUUUUAUUUUCAGUAACAAACAGACUUGAAA
Molecule: messenger RNA, 2036 nt
Organism: Exaiptasia diaphana
Lineage: Eukaryota; Metazoa; Cnidaria; Anthozoa; Actiniaria; Aiptasiidae
Product: nucleotide-binding oligomerization domain-containing protein 2-like
Exons: 6
Coding region: 324-2021 (565 amino acids)
Biological process (GO): positive regulation of transcription by RNA polymerase II; inflammatory response; positive regulation of MHC class I biosynthetic process
Source: RefSeq, a predicted model, not a curated record